CUCUCUUUACUAGUGGCCAUGGCUAUUCUUCUUCAUCCUCACCCAUUUUCUCUCCUCAUUCUUCUUUCUCUCUUUUCUCUUCUACUAAACCCCUCUUCCUGCUUCCAUCCCAAGCUCCUCAACUUCUCCAAGCUUCAAUCUGAUACUGAUUGGUCCCCUGCCGGUGCAACCUGGUAUGGACCGGCCAACGGUGCCGGAAGUGAUGGUGGAGCUUGUGGAUAUGAGGAUGCAGUAGAGAAGGCUCCAUUCUCAGCAAAGGUAUCAGCUGGAGGCCCAUCUCUAUUCAAGUCAGGCAAAGGAUGUGGAGCUUGUUAUCAGGUGAAGUGCACAGGAAAUGAAGCAUGCUCAGGGUCUCCGGUGACUGUGACGAUAACUGAUGAGUGCCCCGGUUGUGUCUCGGAGUCUACUCAUUUUGACCUAAGUGGCACUGCCUUUGGAGCCAUGGCUAAGUCUGGCCAGGAUGAUCAACUGCGCAAUGCCGGUGUCUUGCAGAUACAAUAUAGAAGGGUUGAGUGCGAGUAUCCGGGUACAUCAGUGGUCUUUCACGUGGAUUCAGGCUCCAACUCAAAUUAUUUUGCUUCCCUGAUUGAAUAUGAAGACGGAGAUGGUGACCUUGCAAGAGUUUAUCUGCAACAGGCUCUUGACUCAGACAUGUGGGUUCCCAUGCAGCAGUCUUGGGGUGCCGUUUGGAAACUUGAUUACGGAUCCGAGUUACGGGCUCCUUUCUCAAUCAAGCUGACUGCACUCGAAUCUGGCAAUACCCUUGUGGCCAAAAAUGUCAUUCCAGCGGGAUGGCAGCCCGGAAAAACUUAUCGAUCAGUAGUCAAUUUUAAUGGCUGAGCUUAUUGAGCUCAUCGCUUAUGUAUAUGGUUUACUUUUGAAGAAGAUCUAAUUAUAUUAAAAUGACUUGGUAGACUUUGUUUGGCUUGUUAGAGUCCUAAGAGUUUAUACUCAAAGACAAGUAGGCAAGGCACUCUAAGGAAGUGAAGUAGGGUCGGCAGAUAGCUUCUCCUUUAUUGAAUAAGUCUCCUCUCGAGGCCUAAGCGGGUAUCCUAUCAUAGAGGAGAUAGUAAGUAGGCUUUUACAUCUGUCUCCACUCUCUGCCCAGUAUAUCAAUGAAUGAUCUGAUCGAAUGCUUAUUGAUCCAA
Molecule: messenger RNA, 1148 nt
Organism: Vitis riparia (riverbank grape)
Lineage: Eukaryota; Viridiplantae; Streptophyta; Magnoliopsida; Vitales; Vitaceae
Product: putative expansin-B2
Exons: 4
Coding region: 19-840 (273 amino acids)
Biological process (GO): sexual reproduction
Cellular component (GO): extracellular region
Source: RefSeq, a predicted model, not a curated record